This is a messenger RNA of Scatophagus argus, 2854 nucleotides long. It is a transcript of the gene ak6, whose product is annotated as adenylate kinase 6. Gene Ontology annotation, cellular component: cytoplasm; nucleus. The record is from RefSeq and is a predicted model, not a curated record. The coding region runs from base 176 to 700 and encodes 174 amino acids. NCBI's taxonomy places the organism in Eukaryota, Metazoa, Chordata, Actinopteri, Scatophagidae. Gene Ontology annotation, molecular function: ATP hydrolysis activity; ATP binding; AMP kinase activity. The transcript is spliced from 6 exons.
UGUUCAAUGACGUAAAACUGAUGUGAAUCCACGCUUUUUUGCAGUGCAUGAUUUGUUUUGUGGAAGCUGUGUAGCUCACAAAUUUGGGCUAGCUGAGAAGACGGACGUUGACCAUUUUGUCUGCUUCCGUGUUUUAGGUUGUUGCAGCAAAACACGUGUUGACCGGCAGCGAACUAUGAAGAUGAGCAAGCGACCAAACAUUCUUUUAACAGGAACCCCAGGUGUCGGAAAGACUACUUUAGGCAAGGAGCUGGCCCAGAGGACAGGCCUGACCUAUAUUAACAUAGGAGACCUGGCCCAGGAAGGGCAACUUUAUGAUGGCUUUGAUGAAGAGUACCAGUGCCCAAUCUUGGAUGAAGACAGGGUGGUGGAUGAGCUGGAUCAAAAGAUGGUUGAAGGUGGUGUAAUUGUCGACUAUCAUGGCUGUGACCUGUUCCCCGAACGCUGGUUCCAUAUCGUCUUUGUCCUGCGUACUGACAACACCCAGCUGUACACACGGUUAGAGAGCAGAGGUUACACAGGAAAGAAGCUCCAGGACAAUGUGCAGUGUGAAAUCUUCCAGACUAUCUUUGAGGAAGCCAUGGAGGCAUAUAGUGAGGAGAUUGUCCACCAGCUGCCCAGCAACACUCCUGAGGACCUGGAGCAAAACUUGGAGCAGAUAGUGCAGUGGACUGAGCAGUGGAUGAAGGACCAUAACUAGAAGCCGAACUCUGUCUUCUGGCCUUCAUGGGCAGGACUGUCAGUGAAGUUAUUUGGGUAAUUUGGGCUGCUCUUAUACAAAGAUCCAGCCCUAUGCUCAUCUACCUUAACUGACAUUUUGGGCUCAUGAGACCUGAUUGUGUUCUGCCACAGUGGUCUAAAAUGUAAAACUGUUCGAUGAAGUGUUAUAAAUUUCAGUAUUUUAUCUAAAAAAAAAAAAUUCUACCCUUCUGUAAACUAUUGCAGUCAAUGAGUAAAAAGGGCAUCUUCAAACAUCCAAAAUCUCACCUGAGGAGUGGUCAGUGUGACAUGACUUCAUGAUGAAAAAGAUGAUUUUGGUUCAGUCAGUUCUGCUGAUGGACCUUCAAUUUCUUAUUUGUCUAACUCCUCCAUCCUCACUAUUGCCAGUCCUGACUUGCAGCUGCAUAGCAAUUAUGUUUAAAAAGAAAUUCUACCUAGUUUUGCAUUUAUUUUUGUAGAUUUUGCCAUUAUGAAAACUGGUGAUUUGUUCACAAUAUAAUUACUUUUAGUGACCCAUUUUACAUUCCUCUAGUUUUUCAUUGCAUGACUUGACUGCUGGGAAACCAUAUUCUCUUCUUCUUAUAUUGGAGAUAGAUUUAUUUAUAGAUAACUUCUCUAAAUAUUAUAAACAGGGGUGCGCAUAGCUGGUACAUAGGUACACAUGCGUGACAAAAAUAAGGAAUGCGUAAUGUCACUUGUGUUACUAUCUGAGAAAGUGGUGUUGAUAACGUUACGGUCAAGUACACAAGGCGGUAGUAAUACAAGUGACAUUGCACCCCGCUUAUAAAUAGUUUAUAACAUAAUAGGAAAUAAAAACAGUAUGCUAAACAUUGGGCAAAAAAUGUGAUUGAAUGAUGGGAAGUAAAAUGAGCUGACUGUGAUUUGAAAAAUAAAUUUAAAAGGGGACAUUGAUUCAACUAAGCAGAUCUCAAGCAAGUGAGCAACAUGUCUAGGCAGUGUAGGGGGUAGACAGGUGUGAUGUGAUCCCAUCGCUUAGCUGUAGUCAAAAAUGAGCAGCUGAGGUUUUAGUUCUGCUUUCCAAGGUCUUUGAUUGAGGCAAGCAAAAAGAGCCCUGCAGCAAUAAAGACUGGGAUGAGAUAAAGCCAUGUCUUACAGUUUUGCUCUCUUUAAAAAUUAAAAUGUUUCAAAUCUUUACAUGUUUCAAACUGGUUAAUAAAGCAAGAUCGUAAUUAUGAAUACCAUUUAAUGUCAUGAAUAUCUCUGCUGAUUAAAUCAUAUAUUAAGGAUAAGUAGCAUUAGGAUUGUUAGGACAGAAAACACUGUGGGUACAUCUCACUUCCUUUAUUUGAUAUUUCCUGGCUCCUCAAUCCUCACUUCAGUGGGAAGUAUUUUUAAUUCACCAUCUUGUACACCAUUUCAAAGCUCUUAUUUUGGUGAGGGAAAUGUCAGCGCAAUAUAAGGGAAUUGGUAUGUACCUUGUAUCAGGAGUUUUUUAAGGGCGAGAGAGAUAACCACUUGCUGUCAAAUAUGACUAGUUCCUGGAGGAGCAGUGGGAAGGCACCGAGGAAAAUAUCCUUAUUUGGUCACCCUGGUGCACUACUACAUAUGUGUAAAGCCUGUCAAACCUAACCGCCUAGCUUACAGGCCGACAAUAGUAUAAGUUCUACUAACUCAAGCCCAAAUUCCAUACUGCACACUAACUGUGCACUUACUACCUUCAAAUCUUUACCUUUUCUGCAGAAGGUAUGCAUUAAAUAUUUAUACUAUGUUAUAACAGGAAAUUAUGCAAUGCAUGUGCUAUCAAAGACAAACCAAAUGCCACCACCAAUAAAAUCACAAUUCCUUUGUUUAUCUCCAAGGGGAAAAUCAUGGCCUUAAACCUUUUGUUAGUCACAAAGAAUUACUUUCCCCAUCACUAGAUUACCUGGACAAAGCAAGCAGUUGUCCUAGUCCCCAUUUGUCAUAUAAUGUGUCUCAAAUUGUAUGCUGUAUAUUGCUACAUUAAUCUGUGUAACCCCCAAGAUUUUUUACCACUUCAAUUUUGAAUUGAUUUUGUUUGGACAUGCUGAUGUGGUGAGGUAUUAUGUUAUCUCGCUUCUGGUUGUUGUAUGUUACUGGUAGCUUACUAAUGGGUGACUGUUGGGUCUCUGUAUAUUAAAGAGUAUGGUCUAGA